UUCCACGUGUAUCCACCACUACCAGCCUUUGCAUUCUUGUUCAUCGACCAAAUUGUCCAAUUUUAGCCAUGAUUUUUCCGGUGAGUCAUUUUCUAUUUGCUAACUUUUCCGGUGAGUCCUUUUCUAUUAGCUAAUUUUUCCGGAGUAGAUGAACAAGGGGAAACACUUUUUGAGUUCAUUGAUCGACAACAGCUAGCCAGGGAGCAUGAAUUCAGUAACAGCAUCGGCAUCAGCAUACAUUUCACUGUCACUUAGCAUCUCGCCUCCUACUAGAAAAGCGCGGUCUAAAUUUCAGCUAGGCAAAUGCAAACCCCUAAUAUCGUCCAAUUUUGACUGCAAGUGCAGGGCGCUGGGAGAAGGCUCUCAGCCCGAGACACAGUCCCAGACGAUCCAACCUACAAUUUAUCAAGGCGUUUAUGGCCCUUGGACAAUCGAAGACUCUGAUAUUCGAGAGGUAAUUUUGUAUAGAUCAGGAUUAUUAACUGCGGCUGCAUCAUUCGUUCUUGCGUCUUCCGCGGCUUUGCUUCCCAAUGAUUCAGUUAUGAGUAACUUGAUUGAGAAAAACCUUGAUUUGUUUUAUGCAAUUGGAUCGUGUGGACUUGGCCUGUCAUUAUUUCUUAUUCACAUUUAUGUGACUGAAAUUAAACGCUCUCUUCAAGCUUUAUGGUUCCUGGGUGCUAUCGGAUCAUUGGCAACAUAUUCUACCCUUGCUCACCCAGCUGGCAUGAAUCUAGUUCAAUAUGUUAUCGAGAAUCCAAUAGCUGUUUGGUUUGUUGGACCACUAUUUGCAUCAUUGACAGGACUUGUGUUCAAGGAAGGACUUUGCUAUGGAAAGUUGGAAGCUGGUCUUCUGACAUUUGUCAUCCCUUCUCUCCUACUGGGACACCUGACUGGUAUUAUGGAUGACGGAGUAAAGAUUACCCUAUUGAGCACAUGGUUGGCACUGUUUGUGGUCUUUGCUGGGAGGAAGUUCACUCAGCCUAUAAAGGAUGAUAUAGGAGACAAAUCAGUAUUCAUAUUCAACGAUUUGCCAGAGGAAGAAAAAGCUGAUUUGAUCAAGAGACUUGAGCAGCAACAAUAAACUAAACAAGAGCCUUGAUUAGGAUGUUACACUUCUGUUAUCCCUCACCCGCAAUAUCCUUAGUCCAGUCAUCUUCGCUUUCGGUAAUCCAGCAGUAAUCAACUCAAAGGAAGGGAAAUGAAGUGUAUCCACUAUGUAUCAAGAGUGAUGAACAUAAAUCCAUCAGCCCUCGCCUUACAGUCAAGUGACUUUCAGCUCCUUUCUUUCGCUACCAGGAACGUAAGCAACUUCUAUUAGCGCCAGAGCUUGAGUCGAGUUGAUCGUGUCGUAAGAGGCCCCUUUCACAGCUAUUCAGGAGGUUCAAAGCCAAACAUCAUGACAGUAGGAGUGUUAAUGUCAGAAGCCAGUUGCAUUAGUAGCUCUAUAGAUUGAGGUCAAAAUAGCUGCUAUUGUUAAGUUUUGGGCUAUUGUGAAGGAAAAAGUAGUGUACUUGUAUUUAAAUACAAUUCAUCCUACCUUCUGUAUGUAUGUUAUUUUAUUGUAUAAAGAUUUAUUAUCUUUAAUCUGGCGAAUAAAAUUACUAAGAAAUA
Molecule: messenger RNA, 1611 nt
Organism: Solanum pennellii
Lineage: Eukaryota; Viridiplantae; Streptophyta; Magnoliopsida; Solanales; Solanaceae
Exons: 6
Coding region: 206-1081 (291 amino acids)
Cellular component (GO): chloroplast
Source: RefSeq, a predicted model, not a curated record